Molecule: messenger RNA, 1983 nt
Organism: Lactuca saligna
Lineage: Eukaryota; Viridiplantae; Streptophyta; Magnoliopsida; Asterales; Asteraceae
Source: the annotation of a GenBank genome assembly
UAUCGACGUAUUAAAAUCCCUAAAACUACUAGAAUCACAGAAUCAUAGAAUCAUAAGUCUUAACUUUGAUUUUUUGGCGCAAUUUUCUUGUGGAAGUAUUCCAUAAUGUCCUUACUUGUGAGCAAUUCAAGUGUCUCAUCAUCAUCAUCAUCAUCAUCACCCUUUUUGUCUCAAGACAAAACCCAUAGGCUGCAUUCACGUGAUCUUGUUAGGAGUAUAGUCAAGAUCAAUGGAGCUUCUUGUGUUAACAGAAAGAAUACAGUUGUAUCACUAGCAUCUUAUGAAAAUGGAGGAAAAAAGAGUUCCCAAAAUACCCCUGAGAAGUUAGAACCUUUGUGGGAUGAUGGUUAUGGAACACAAACCAUGAAAGAUUACACUAAAAUAGCCAUUGAUCUGAGUCGUUUAACUAGUAAUGAUGGUGGGCCACCUAGGUGGUUUUGCCCUGUUGCCUGUAACAGACCUCUAAAAGAUUCUCCUGUUCUUAUGUAUUUGCCUGGGUUGGAAGGAACUGGAACUGGCCUUGUUGUACAUGAGAAAGCUCUUGGAAAGGUUUUCCAUGUUCAAUGCUUGCAUAUUCCUUCUCAUGAUCGAACACCAUUUGAAGGGUUGAUUAAAAUUGUGGAAGAAAGUGUAAAGAUUGAACAAAAUUUGUUCCCAAAUAAACCGAUUUAUUUGCUUGGAGAAUCUUUUGGAGCAAUAUUAGCACUUGCAGUUGCUUCUCGUAACCCUACAAUUGACUUAAUACUCAUUCUAGCAAACUCAGCAACUUCUUAUGAGAGAUCAUCACUGCAUCCAUUAGUAGGGUUCAUGAAGACUCUUCCUGUUGAACAUUAUGGCUCAUUUCCUUAUCUCACAAGCUUCCUUUUAGGUGAUUUUGUAAAGAUGGCAAUGGUUAACACUAAUGGUCCAAACCAUUUGCCUUCUUUUGGGCAAUUGAUUGGCAAUCUUACUGAAGAUAUCCCACUUCUUUCUGCAAUGACCACAAUAAUUCCAAGAGAUACUCUUGAUUGGAGGAUUAAGCUUCUUGAAUCAGCUGCUGGAUAUGCUAACUCUCGUCUUCAUACUAUUAAAGCUCAAGUUCUAAUUCUUGCCAGUGGAAAAGAUAACCUCUUACCAAGUAAAGAUGAGGCCCAAAGGCUUUCAAGAUUAUUGCCACACUGUGAUAUACGUGUGUUUGAGGAAAAUGGGCACACAAUAUUAAUGGAAAAUGGUGUUAAUGUGUUAUCGGCUAUAAAAGCUACUCAAUUGUAUCGACAUUCUUCAAAGUUUGAUAUUUUUAGAGACUUUUUGCCUCCAAGUAUGACAGAGUUCAAAACCUUACCAAUGGAAGCUUGGUGGUAUAGGCUUUACAUGGGUGCAUCAAUGUUUUCAACAAUGGAAGAUGGAAAGAUAGUGAGAGGUCUUUCAGGGGUUCCAGAUGAAGGACCCGUAUUAAUAGUUGGAAAUCACUUGUUAUGGGGAGUUGAUGUUUUUUCUAUUGUUUUAGAGUUUUUAAGAGAAAAGAAAACCAUGAUCCAUGGUUUAGCCCACCCUCAGAUUUUUGAAUUUGAUAAAAAAUAUGAAUAUCUCAUGAUUCCAUAUUCGGAUAUUAUGAAACUAUUUGGUGCAAUUCCGGUUUCUGGAAGAAACUUCUUCAAAUUAUUAGCAAGAAAUUCGUAUACAUUACUUUAUCCUGGUGGUGCUAGAGAGGCUCUCCAUCGUAAGGGUGAAGGCUGCAAAUUGUUUUGGCCUGAUAAACAAGAAUUUGUAAGAAUGGCAGUGAAAUUUGGAGCCACCAUUGUUCCAUUUGGAGUUGUUGGAGAAGAUGACAUGUCAGAACUACUCAUUGAUUACAAUGAAAUGAAAAAGAUCCCUUUCCUUGAUCAAAUGGUGAAUGAAUUCAAUCAAGGGAGAACAAACUUGAGGGCGGGGAUGGGAGGAGAGAUUGCGAAACAACCGCUUCAUUUUCCUAUAUUUUUACCAAAGCUACCAGAUAAAAUGUGA